Messenger RNA from Clupea harengus (Atlantic herring), 3207 nucleotides. RefSeq names its product RBBP8 N-terminal like (gene rbbp8nl). NCBI's taxonomy places the organism in Eukaryota, Metazoa, Chordata, Actinopteri, Clupeiformes, Clupeidae. Gene Ontology annotation, molecular function: damaged DNA binding. Gene Ontology annotation, biological process: DNA double-strand break processing involved in repair via single-strand annealing. The record is from RefSeq and is a predicted model, not a curated record.
GUUAAAGAGGGAAAUUCUGCAAGAAAAAUGGAUGUGUUGUAUCCGUGUGUUUGUGUGUGUGAUCUGUCUGCCAGGUUGCGGGCAGGGCUGUGUGACCGCUGCAUCGUGACGCAGGAUAUGGCCAAGAGGAAGCAGCAGCAGUAUGAGGCGACUCGGCUUCAGAGCCUCCAGCACUUCACCUCUAUGGCGAGUGAGAUGGCCACACUGAGAAGGGACAACAAGCGACUGUCCGAGGAAGUAAAGAGUCUGAGGAAUCACAAUGGCUGCUCAACUGAAACCGCAUCCCCAGAGGUCAAACCGUUGCUUGCAGCAGUCUCCCCAGUGGCUCUGCUGAGUCCUGCCCAGAAAUCUACUGCUUCACCAGCAGGGGGCACUGUCCAAACCUCUGAGACAGGGCACAGUGGACUCUACAUGACUAACGAGAACAGGCCUGUGGAUGGAGUGAGCCAGCAGCAGGGUUUUGAGUUGAGCAAGCACAACACCCCUCCUCUCUCUCAGCCUUCGCCCCUCACGGCAGCCUGGAGGACCGUGCAGAACAUCGGACGAGACCCCCCGGCUCCAGGGAGAAGAACCAAAAGCAUGGAGAUGUCAGAAAGCUCGCCCCUCUUCCCAGCCUCAAUGCUGUUACUGAAGAACAACCCCUAUUCCUCCUCUCCUGCUGCACCGGAGGAAAAACAGGGAUCCUCAAAGGUCCAUGCUCCAAUCCCGUGUCGACCACAACCCAUCAAGACCCACAACUUUCCCCACCCCUGGCUCCUGCCUGAUAACCCUGACUGGGUGACCAUGUCCGUCAUAGCCGAAGGGGGCACGGUGAUCCACCACAACCCCAGCAUGUUGCCGUCACCAGCCAUAAACCCCAGUACACACUGCCAAAGCACCCAGGAAAGGGUUCGCAGAGCACAGAAACUCUGGGCUCAACUAAGCCCUGUAGUGAAAGCUAGUGGAGGCCCCCUGCAGAGCCUGGCAGAGCAGGUUGAUGGGGUUCGAAAUUUGGAAGAGCAUGUGAGGUCCACAGCGGCCUCAGCCUCAGCCUCAGCCUCAGCCUCAGCCUCAGCCUCAGCCUCAGCCUCAGCUGCAGUCUCUGCCUGCCAGAGCUGGAAGGCUGCUGGCGCUGAAGACACAGUGCCUCAUGAGGGCACGGACAAUGACGCCCCUUUAGACCUGUCAGAGUCAGGCCGUGACAAAGCUAUCAAAACCCCUCCUGAGGCUCCAGUCAAAACGACUCCUGCGGACUCACCCUUCUCCUCCUCUUCGUCAUCACCGCAUGCGCCAUCCUCAUCAUCGAUGGAGUCCUCUGGCUCUCAGAGUGAACUGAAGAUUACAUGGCAGGAUGACGCUGAUGAGGGAGUGCAGGCCGCAGAGCAAAGCAGGAAUGACAAAACUAUAGACCUCACAACUAGCCCAGGGAACCCAAAAGUGCCUGCAUUCACCAUCUCUCUCCGUCCAGUGGUGGUCUUGGAGAACAUGAAAAAAAGGCGUUCUGGACAGAACUCCGGUGACAUCUGGGUGACAUCGCAGCAGAAGGAGUACGAAGAAUAUGAAGAUGAGGCCCAAAACGAAGAACAACAAAGAAACCAGAGAAAAAGGAUAAGACAGGAGAAAGAGUCUCUGCAGCCAACCAGCCUUAUGGUGAAGCGUACAAGGACUGGUGGGAGGCUGAGGGACAGAAGCCCAGGUGACACAGACCAAGGAUGUCCACUCCCUACUGGCGUGCAAUGAGACUGAACGAGGACAGGAGGACCGAAGACUUUGAGACCGUGGGAAUAAUGCUGAAGGCUUUCCAGAUAAUGUUGAGUCAGUCACCGACAAAAACUUUGGCAUCAAAAGAACAAAGAUCUAAAUCUCAAAAAAUGUCAACUUCAAUGCCACUAGCUGUCAAACUACUUUUGGAUAGAAUAUCAUAAGCUGUAUAUAGGUCAAGCCACUUUUUUGUAUUUUAGUUGACUAGCUAAUAGCUAAACCUCUACAUAGUUUGCUCUUUUAGACAAAUGAUAUAUUGCACAGAUUUCCUGGCACCCUAUAGCCUUUUGUCUCAGCAGGCCAAACAGGAAGUGAGUGGCCAUUGUCCUUCCUGGUCCUGAGGGCGAUGAGUAAAAUAAUACCAGACAUGACCACUUCCGCCUCACGUUUUUCUCUUAAAGUCUCUGGAUCUGCUUUCUGUCGCUUUUCUGUGGCAAGGUCCUUCUAAAAGACCUUCUAAAAGACAGUCAGUCCCUUUCGUUUCAUUUCACAGCAUUUCCUUUCCAUUUUUGCCAUUUUUCUGUUUGUCUUUUGUCCCCCUUCAUUCUACAUGGGUUCAUUAUUCUGCGCAGCGGACAGUCAAAGUUUCAAAUAAAAGUUUCACUUUCUGGCAAAAGUGCUACUGUACUUCCAGUUAUCAGCUAUUUUUAAAUCCAUCAGAGCAGUGUGGGGUAGAGAGAGAGAGAGAGUGAGGGUUGGUGGGGGGGGGGCUUAGAGUAAGGGGAAGGGGAGGGGAAGCUUCCUCUUUUUGGUUGUGUGACGACAACACCUUUUGCAAUAAUGAAUUUUCCACUGACACUGGCUUUUUUUUGGUACUUUUUUUUUUUCUAAAGAAAGGGUGUUAGGGAGCGGGUGAUACUGUACAACAUGAACGUGAAAAGGGAAGAGCCCUCUCUGCCCUUGUGAGAUCCUCGCUCAGCCACUGCCAAACCCACCAUGAAACACUUGCUUCCUGUGUAAGAUACCCUGCCAGUGGGUGCCGCAGAUAUGAAGAGCCCGGUACAGCUGCUGUGCCAUACAUCCUGUACCCCCCGUGCAGCAAUUAAUAUGACUCUUCAGCUUCUCCCCCCUCACAACAGGAUGUGAGUGAAAUAAAGGACACGUUUGGUUCUCCUGUCCCCUGAAUGUCGGACUGUGAUGUUAUGCAAAAGACGGAGCCAUGUGGAAACCCCUUCCUGUGACGUGGCCCCUAAUUGGAAAGCCCACGCUCCACAUGCAUGACUGUAUCACAGCAACACACUGUUUGUUCAAUGGCAAUUCCUAAUCUCCCAUGCAUAAUCAUCAUGCUUUUUUUGUGAUUCUUCCAAGUUCAACUUGUGUUGUAUCUGACUGAUAUGUCCUGCUCUUUUCAGAAAAUAUAUUACUGGAUCAAUUCCUGUUGUACCCUAAAUGUGUAUGCUAUGUUACAGUACAGUAGACGUACUAAUGUGUUUCUAACUAUCUUUUUUUCAAUAUUUUAUUUACAGC